Messenger RNA from Debaryomyces hansenii CBS767, 918 nucleotides. RefSeq names its product Bur2p (gene BUR2). Gene Ontology annotation, cellular component: nucleus; cyclin/CDK positive transcription elongation factor complex. Bases 1 to 918 code for a protein of 305 amino acids. Lineage: Eukaryota; Fungi; Ascomycota; Pichiomycetes; Serinales; Debaryomycetaceae. Gene Ontology annotation, molecular function: cyclin-dependent protein serine/threonine kinase activator activity. Gene Ontology annotation, biological process: regulation of transcription by RNA polymerase II; positive regulation of DNA-templated transcription, elongation. The record is from RefSeq and is a predicted model, not a curated record. The transcript has a single exon.
AUGCUGAAAGAGAAUCUCGAACCUAAUAAAAAGAAUGGAGGGCAAAUAAGAGAGCAUUAUACGGUUCCUGAUGAUAAUACGUGGUUAUUUCUGGAGGAUUCGUUUAUUAAGUAUUCUCCAAGUCGGAAACAAUUAACGGUAACGCAAGAGUUAAAGACUAGAGAAAGUUUGCAUGAUUUUGUUAUUCGACUAGGUUCUGGGCUUAAAUUGGAUAGUAGGACAAUAUUGGCAGCCACGGUUUAUAUAAAUAGAUUUUACAUGAGAAUGCCAAUAACCACUUCUAAAUACUAUGUCGCUUGUGCUGCGAUAGCAAUAUCUUGCAAAUUAAAUGACAAUUACAGACCACCAGAUAAGAUUGCAAUGGCAGGAUGCGUGAUAAAGAAUCCGAACAAAAAGAUUGACGAACAAAGUGAUGUUUUUUGGAGUUGGAGAGAUCAGUUGUUAUACAGAGAAGAACUCAUCUUGAAACAUUUGAAUUUUGAUUUGAACCUCCACUUGCCCUAUUCGAUUAGAGAUGAUUUAUCAAGAUUGUUGUGUCAAGAUAAUAGUGCUACAGAACAAAAUACUAAGGUGGCAGAAAUUUUAAAAAAUACUGUGUCACUAAUCGAAGUACUUUCGUCAUUACCGAUUCUGGUUGCCUACGAUAUCAACACCUUAUUUGCGUCUAUGUUGAUUGUCGUUAUGUUCGAAGCUAAAGAAAGGUUCGGAACUGAUGACAAUAAAUUACAAAUCUCAAUCAAGUCGGUUACUCUGUUUUUACAUGUGGACCCAAACAUAUGUUUUAAAUGUUAUCAAUAUAGCUUGAAAUUAUUGAAACUUUGUAACAGCGAAGAUCCAAAACUCGCCAGCCAUAAAAAUGCGUCGAGAAAGCUACGUCAUAUGGACCAUAAGACAUUCUUUGAUCUUGCUAACAGUUAG